Mustela lutreola (European mink) is the source of this 4017-nucleotide messenger RNA. RefSeq names its product ATP binding cassette subfamily B member 8 (gene ABCB8). Gene Ontology annotation, biological process: transmembrane transport. The transcript is spliced from 16 exons. NCBI's taxonomy places the organism in Eukaryota, Metazoa, Chordata, Mammalia, Carnivora, Mustelidae. The coding region runs from base 105 to 2243 and encodes 712 amino acids. Gene Ontology annotation, cellular component: membrane. The record is from RefSeq and is a predicted model, not a curated record. Gene Ontology annotation, molecular function: ATP hydrolysis activity; ATP binding; ABC-type transporter activity.
GGCGCGAAGGGGUUGUCGGGAUGGGGGCCGGAGCCAACAUGGAGCCCUCAAUGGGAUGAGGGUGAAGCUGCCGUUGCCGGCUGCUCGUGUAGUCUCGUCCCAUCAUGUUGGUGCACUUAUUUCGGGUCGGGAUUCGGGGUGGCCCUGUCCCAGGCAGGCUGCUACCACCCCUCUGCUUCCAGACAUUCUCGGCCGUCAGGUCCUCUCAUGGCCGCAGCUCCUACCUCCUCAGGGCCGCAGCCCAGCUGAGGUCCCGGCUCUGGGCCCACCUCCCUCGAGCACCUCCACCUCCCACCCGAAGACCCUGUGCCUGGCGCUGGGUUGGGGGAGUCCUUCUGGGCCCCGUGGUGUUGAGUAAGUGCCCCCGCCUUGGCCUCGUGGCGCUGUGUGAGGCAGAAGAGGCUCCUCCCACCCGCUCCAGACCUUAUGCUGGGGAGGCCCGCUUUCACUGGAAGCUCUUCUGGCAGUUUCUGCGCCCCCACCUGCUGGUCCUGGGGGCAGCCAUCGUGCUGGCACUGGGUGCGGCCCUCGUGAAUGUGCAGAUCCCCCUGCUUCUGGGCCAACUGGUGGAGAUCGUGGCCAAGUACACGCGGGACCACGUGGGGAGCUUCCUGACCGAGUCCCGGCAUCUCAGCAUCCACCUGCUCAUCCUCUAUGGCGUUCAGGGGCUGUUGACCUUCGGGUACCUGGUGCUGCUGUCACGCAUCGGCGAGCGCAUGGCCGUGGACAUGAGGAGGGCCCUCUUCAGCAACCUACUCCAACAAGACAUUGCUUUCUUUGAUGCUUUAAAGACUGGGCAGCUGGUGAGCCGGUUGACAACUGACGUGCAGGAGUUUAAAUCAUCUUUCAAACUCGUCAUCUCCCAGGGGCUGAGAAGCUGCACUCAGGUGGCCGGCUGCCUGGUGUCCCUCUCCAUGCUGUCCCCCCGCCUCACGCUGCUGCUGAUGGUGGCCACGCCCACCCUCAUGGGAGUGGGCACCCUGAUGGGCUCAGCUCUCCGAAAAUUGUCUCGCCAGUGUCAGGAGCAGGUUGCCAGGGCAACAGGCGUAGCGGAUGAGGCCCUGGGCAAUGUUCGGACCGUGCGGGCUUUCGCCAUGGAGCACCGGGAGGAGGAACGCUAUGGCGCGGAGCUGGAGGAGUCCCGCUGUAAGGCAGAGGAGCUAGGCCAAGGCAUUGCUUUGUUCCAGGGGCUCUCCAACAUCGCCUUCAACUGCAUGGUCCUGGGGACCCUGUUUAUCGGGGGCUCCCUUGUGGCUGGGCAGCAGCUGACAGGGGGAGACCUCAUGUCCUUCCUGGUGGCCUCCCAGACGGUACAGAGGUCCAUGGCCAACCUCUCCGUCCUGUUUGGCCAGGUGGUGCGGGGACUCAGCGCAGGGGCCCGAGUCUUCGAGUACAUGACUCUGAGGCCGUGCAUCCCGCUGUCUGGGGGCUGCCGCGUCCCCCAAGAGCACCUGCGCGGGGCCAUCGCAUUCCAUGACGUCUGCUUCAGCUACCCCUGCCGCCCCGGCUUCCAGGUGCUACAGGACUUCACACUCACCCUGCCCCCUGGCAAGAUUGUGGCGCUUGUGGGCCAGUCCGGGGGAGGAAAGACCACCGUGGCUUCCCUGCUUGAGCGAUUCUAUGACCCCACGGCGGGCGUAGUGACGCUGGAUGGACGGGACCUGCGGACCCUCGAUCCCUCCUGGCUCCGGGGCCACGUCAUCGGCUUCAUCAGCCAGGAGCCAGUCCUGUUUGGAACGACCAUCAUGGAAAACAUCCGCUUUGGGAAGCCGGGAGCCACGGACGAAGAGGUGUAUGCGGCUGCCCAGGAGGCCAACGCCCACGAGUUCAUCACCAGCUUCCCGGAGGGUUACAACACCGUCGUGGGUGAGCGGGGCGCAACCCUGUCUGGCGGCCAGAAGCAGCGCCUGGCCAUCGCCCGUGCCCUCAUCAAGCAGCCCGCAGUGCUGAUCCUGGAUGAGGCAACCAGCGCGCUGGACUCGGAGUCCGAGCGGGUGGUGCAGGAGGCCCUGGACCGCGCCAGCGCGGGCCGCACGGUGCUCGUCAUCGCCCACCGGCUCAGCACCGUGCGCGGGGCCCACCACAUCGUCGUCAUGGCCCACGGCCGGGUCUGCGAGGUGGGGACCCAUGAAGAGCUCCUGACAAAAGGCGGGCUGUAUGCCGAGCUCAUCCGGAGACAGGCCCUGGAUGCCCCAGCUCCUAACGUGCCCGGAGGCCCCAGGCAAUGCAACCCCAAGUCCUGAGGUCUGGUCACUGCCGAGCAUUGGUGCCCAGGGCCAAGGCUUAACUCCAGGAGCUGCCAGGGACCAAGCACCCAGGACGGCCAGUGUGCCGGGGUCCAGGCGGCUGCUCUCCCCUGCACACGAUGAGACCUGGGCUUAGCGUUGAAGUGGGGGAAGUAGGGACUGCUUCCAUCCACUCCCCGCUCCUGCUGCCAGGCUGCCUCCCUCCUGCGGGAGCCAUAGGUCACAGAGGAGGAGGCAGAGUCCCCAGGCCCCCGGUCUGUUCCCUCCUUCUGCCCAGACCCUCUCGUCCCCUCUCAGAAAACCUGCCAAGUCUCCCCUCUACCCGAUAGCCUAAAGGUGUCCAGGCCCAGCUGCGGGGAAUCUUUCUAAAUCAGGCUCAGGGAGUGGGAAUGGGAAUUCACACUAGGGUGGCCCACACCCAUGCCAGGACCUCACCUUCCUGGACCCUGACUCCCAACUCUCCUCUGUCCCCACUGCCUCUCAGCCGUGGGAGAAGGAGCCCGCCCCUUGGACCAGCCCCUCAAACCACAGUCCCCGUUCUGAGAACAACUUCCCUUCCUUCCGACUCCAUUAAGACGGUCCUUUUCCUAGAUUUCACCCCCACCCCCCACACCCCCAUCCAACAGAACAGGUGGGUUGGGACACCGGCCCCUGGCCCUUGGGAAAGGGGUAGGAGGGCAGGGCAUGGCAUGGUCUGUUCCACAAGGAGCUGGAAGUUUACAGGCUGUCUUCCCAUGGCCCCGGCUCCGUGCACCUGACUCUUCGCCCAUGAGAUUGCGGAAGCCCCUCUUCGUGAGGACACCCUGCUCUGAACAACACAAGAGCCGACAUGUACCCCCAACUCCAGCCACACGGAUCAUACAGUGCUAGGUCAAACUGCGAGGGACAAGUUACAGCUUAGCCCCCAGGCCGAUGAAACACAAAAUCGGGUGGAUUUAUCCUGUGGCUCUAUCCAAGGACAACGCCAUGUUUCCGUGGCGGCCUCGAUAUGCAGGACAAGCAGAGUCCGUCACGACUGGAGGCCAUCAGGGGAGAAUAUUGGUGGCUCAGGUGUGCAGAGCUGGGGCCGACAGUCCCUGCAGCCUCUUCCGGGUGUGGUUUGGGACCAGAUGCUACUCUGGGGACAAAGCACCUGAGCAUUUCAGCUAAACCCUGGUGUGCUGCCCUGCUUCCUGACGAUGAGAGGUCGCAUGCCAGGAUGGCCCCAGCCCAGGCAGCGGAGCGUGGGCUCUGCGUGGCUUUGCCACCAAACACCUCCCUAGUAAGUGCAGCCCAGAGCCAGCCUCAGCCCCUGUAGCCAAGCCUGCACGGGCCUGCCUCACCCCUCCUCGAGGGAGAGGCAGCAGAGGCGAGCUCCUCCUGCUCCACCAGCUCCAGCCUCCGCCGCCGGAGAAAAUUCCAGGUCUCUUCUGACCUCUUCAGAAGGCCUGUCCAAAGCCCGCACCCUCCCCCACCCCCGCCCAGCUAAGGAAAUAGUGCGAUCUGUGGGAGGCCUCAGCCUCGCCCUCGCCUCCUGCCACUGUCCCCCGUGGGUCACAUGCCUGCUGUACUUCAUCCUGAGAGUUUAAGAGUCUAAAUGGGGUCAUAUGCGGGACGCCUGGGUGGCGCAUUUGAUUGCGUGUCUGAUUCUUGGCUUCGGCUCAAGUCGUAUCUCAGGGUCUUGGGAUCGAGCCCCACGUUGGGCUCCACGGUCAGCGCAGGCAGUGUCUGCUUGAGAUUCUUCCUCUGCCUCUGCCCCCCCACUCAUGCGUGCGCGUGUGCAUGACCUCUC